Oppia nitens is the source of this 1011-nucleotide messenger RNA. Its product is annotated as lysM and putative peptidoglycan-binding domain-containing protein 3-like. Bases 151 to 1011 code for a protein of 286 amino acids. The transcript has a single exon. NCBI's taxonomy places the organism in Eukaryota, Metazoa, Arthropoda, Arachnida, Sarcoptiformes, Oppiidae. The record is from RefSeq and is a predicted model, not a curated record.
GAGAAGCAAACGACUAAAUGAAACACAUGUUUGACUUUCGUAAUCAUCAAUCAUAUCAUUAGUUUAAGACAACAAUAAAAUUAUUGCAUUUUUAAUAUAAUUUAUUUAAUCAAAAGUCGAGAUAAAUGAUUGAAAUCGUCGUAUAUUUCGAUGAAAAGUGUUUACAAUAAGACGUUUCGGUCACAAAAUGACUACAAAUCGGUUAAAUACGAGAGACUUAGCGAUCCGACGGCCAUCACUGCCAACGAUGACGAGGACCAGACAUUUGAGCUCAAGAAUCGACAACGAGUUUCACCGAAACGAUCGCAAACUGAGGCCGAGUCGCUGGUUGAGUACAUCCCAUAUUGGGUCCAAUCGGGUGAUACAUUGCGUGCCAUUGCCUUACGCUACGGCUGUUCCGUGUCUCAGAUCAAGCAAAUCAAUCAUAUUAUGUCUGACCACGAGUUCUACGGACUCCGCACUGUACGGCUUCCGGUCAAGAAGUACGGCAUACUUAGCGAUGUUUUAGUCCAUCAAAUUCAUAGCCAACUGACGACAGCUGAUCCUAACGACAGUAGCAAACACUUGGACGACGAUCACAUGUCUUCAUCAUCUGAUGGCAACAGUUCAUCGUUGACCGUCAAUAUCGGUAUAUCACAGCAUUUGGGCCCAAACAACGGCACUAAACUUGAAAAUAAAUUCUUGUCACAUAUGGAUGAAGAUCUCAAAAGAAUUAGAGAAUCGACACAAACAGUGAUCGAGAGCUCAGACAUCACUAAUUUGGAGCAAUCAUUAGCUGUCGAUGAAAAUGUAAUUCAAUUUAUCGGCCAAAAGAAAUCGCAAAGAAGUGCCUUUAGUUGUGAUGAAUCAGAUUAUGGCAUCAAUUGGUGUAAUCUAUUGCUAUUGGCAUUUGUCGUAUGCUUUUUAUUGCCAGUUAUUUAUGUUAUAUAUCAUAGUGAAACUCAUAGUGAAAUUAAUAAUCAUAACAAUACUUUAGAUAAUUAUUAUCAUCACAUUCAUAGUCAUCACUAA